GGCGAUGACGGCGGGGUCCAUGUUCUUGGCGCUGGCGGCGUUAUAGAUCUUCGAUUUGUAGGUGUUCAGGCGGUUGAGGUCUGUCCUGGCCAUCUGCUGGGAGGCACUGGUACCUGAACAGGAUCAGGAUCAAAGAAAAACAGCCUUUGAAACUAUGAUGCUGUUUCUGGUGAUGUUAGUGUUGGCCGGAGGCGCCUUUGCCCUUCCUGUCACUGUGGACGAUAUCGCUCCGCCGGUAGACAGGAGCCCCUGCAUCGGCAAUGGGUACUGCCCGGGGUCUCACUACACAGGGGCCAGCUGUGUGGAGGGGUACUGCGAGUGCUCCAGCAGCGAGAACUACCAGCAGUACACGUGUCUGCCGGUUGUCGGGAGCUGUGCGAUACGUCGCAGCUCUCCCACAGCUCAAGCCGCAGCGUUCCAGAGUUCCCUGCCCAGAGAGACCUACAGCUGCGUGGCCGAUGACAACAGCCUGUAUGACGUACACGUGCUGGGGGUGUACGAGGGAGUCGGGCAGACAUGGCCAUUCCAACAGGACCCCGUAGCGGCGGCUGAGAUGGACGUUCACGUCAGCGCAGGGAAAGACUACGGCAAACCUCUGGUCCUGGUGUUGAGCUCGUACGAGCCGGUCAACUGGGUGCUCCAUCUACCGGCUGACGUGGAAGUGCAGGAAGUUCUUCUGGUUGCUUAUCAUCUCGACCAGAGUAACGUGACUGUGCGGAGUGGUUCUGUGAACAACGUGCAGCGCCUGUCAGUUCACACAGGGGGCGCUCCUGCGUGUGCGUACGGCAUUGACGACGGCGGGUGUAACACUGUCGGGAUGCUGACGUACGUCGGGGGACUGUUUGGGCCCGUCUCGUCAUUCACGGGCACAUACAGUGCAGAACGAUGGGACUUAAACAUAGGGAUGCACGUGCACGGAGAUGAGAACGGAAAUGUCGUCGCUGUCGUCAGUGGCUGAAGAGAUGUGGUAUCCAUAUCUAGUCUCUCUGGGAUCAAGUAAAACGUAAAA
Branchiostoma floridae (Florida lancelet) is the source of this 1009-nucleotide messenger RNA. RefSeq lists its product as uncharacterized. The transcript has 7 exons. The coding region runs from base 155 to 958 and encodes 267 amino acids. NCBI's taxonomy places the organism in Eukaryota, Metazoa, Chordata, Leptocardii, Amphioxiformes, Branchiostomatidae. The record is from RefSeq and is a predicted model, not a curated record.